Molecule: messenger RNA, 1584 nt
Organism: Colletotrichum acutatum
Lineage: Eukaryota; Fungi; Ascomycota; Sordariomycetes; Glomerellales; Glomerellaceae
Exons: 3
Coding region: 1-1584 (527 amino acids)
Source: RefSeq, a predicted model, not a curated record
AUGGCGGGAGAGACACCCGAUGCAGACAUGCAUAGUUUUCCUCCGAAUUCCAGUUCCUCCUUCCCCCGCAUUUUAAUUUCAGAUCAUAGUGCAGCGGAAUGUACCACGCCAUUCUUGUCUUACAACGGUCUGAUUGACUUCGGGAAUACUGUCCUACCACCUGGCGGGGUCCCUGAAGUUCAAGACUCAGACCAUUUGAUAAGCCAGUUCAUGAACAACGGCCUCGUUCCUUCAAUGUUGCAGGUCAAGAUGGAAGGGAUUCAGUCUCAAAAUGGACUUAACUGCUGGUUUGCGCCCUGGAGCCUUCCAGUGGGAGGCGCUGCCGACAUAAUGGGCGAGUCGCCCUCCUCUCCCCUCACUCAGACACUCCCGAGUCCUCAGUCAAGCAUAUCCCCCGCAAGCACAGUCUCCUUGGGACGGUCUCGCGUCAUCACCGAACAAGAAUGGGAGGCUCGAAAGCCAGACAUCGAGAAGUUAUACAUGAGAGACUGCCUCUCGAGACAGGCCACCGAGCGCAUUAUGGCCGAGCAAUAUCAGUUCUUCGCGAGUUCAAGGCAGUACAAGGGACGAUUCCAGAAAUGGAAGUGGAGAAAAAACAACACCAAAGCCGUUCGACAAGAUAUACUCGCUGGCAGAUCCUUCACAAUCUCCAACGGGCCAACGCCACGAAGACCUGGCCGAUUACAGUCGAAAACCAAGAAGGACGCUAAGGCAAUUCCAUCUCCGAUGCCCAAUGAUCUACAUGAACUCUCCACUACGCUUCUACAAUGUAUGAGAGACCUCAUUCACAGAUCAUGGAAAGAAGACGCAGUGUGGACCCAGCCGAACCGUCUUGGACGUCUGCCGGUUUACGGACAGGAGCUCACGUCUAGAGUCGCCGUGGGUCUGGAGCACCUCGCUUUUCAAGAUACUCUGAAUGGGUUUUCCGCAAUUAGACACAUGUUCCGGGGCCUCGACGAUCUCGUCAAGAAGAGUGACAUCACUAUCUACGCCACCUUGCUUCUAGACAUCCCAUCCACAUUCUACGAGUUCAAGGGCGAGCUCUUGGACGAACGCCGUUUGCUUAAAAUCUACUUCCUCUAUCUUCAAUGCUUGCUCAAUCAGUACAGCAAAGGAAGUAGCCCCCUCGCAGACGCCGCGCGUGCUAUGGCUCAGCUUACAGAUAAAUACUACGAUGAGGCUCAGGCCUGCUUGCAUCAACUGUACAGAGUUGUAGCUGACAGCUACCGAGAUAUUCAGGGGUGCGAUACAUUUGACAACAUCGAAUGGCGCAUCGAGGCCAUGAAAGCUGUUGGCGGCACUUCUGAUACAGCGGAAACGGAGAACAUCAUCAUUGCCUUGGCUAACAUGCAGUUUCUCGCCGCCACAAAUCAAGGCUCACUCCAGUCGCCCAAUCUGAUUGAGUACGAACUCUGGAAGAUUGAACUCCUGCGAUCUAUCGAACCUGGCGGCAAAUUUAUGGAUCGCUGCAACAGACUGUUGAAUCGCAUCAAGUCAGCUGCUAUCGAUAAGACGUGGCGUCUUUGGGGAUCCUGGCUGCUGUGGAUUUCUGGAGAGAUUCUUCGACGACGCUGGGGACGAUGA